GGGCAAUGAACAGUCAAGAAUGCAAGUCAACAAAGACAACACCAUAUCAGCUUGUAUUUGGACAAGAUCCACAAGCUGAAUUACCGAUGAUUUCAAUGCUUUAUCAACAAAACAUUGUGCACGAAGAUGAUAUUCCGUUAGAAAAUCAAUCAACUUCAGUCAAUUAUAUGCCCUUAAGUGAUCAAUCAACUUUGGUCAAUUAUAUACCUUUAAAUGAUAAAUCAACCUCGGUCAAUCAUAUCAAUCAUGCACCUUUAAGUGAUCAACCAGAUAUAAUUAAUCCUAUUGUUAUUGAUGAUGAGGAUUACGAUAAUAUAAUUGUAAUUGAUGAUAGCGACAAAGAAAAUUUAGAGUCUGACAACGAAAGUAUUAUAUUACAAAGAUAUUCUUGGAAAACAAAAGAAAAAUGGCAUGCAUCAGAUUCUUAUAAUCGCGAUAGUAUAAAUUUAAAACAAGUUGUAUCAGAUUCUUAUAAUCACGAUA
This is a messenger RNA of Racocetra persica, 483 nucleotides long. The record is from the annotation of a GenBank genome assembly. NCBI's taxonomy places the organism in Eukaryota, Fungi, Glomeromycota, Glomeromycetes, Diversisporales, Gigasporaceae.